Closterium sp. Naga37s-1 is the source of this 894-nucleotide messenger RNA. NCBI's taxonomy places the organism in Eukaryota, Viridiplantae, Streptophyta, Zygnematophyceae, Desmidiales, Closteriaceae. The record is from the annotation of a GenBank genome assembly.
GUGCUUCACUUUUCCAGUGCCCACCAUGCCGGCCGUAUCCGUGCUCUGUGCGAUGAUGGGCGAAGGGAGAGCUCCUUCUUUGACGACCGGCACUUCCUCUUCACGCACACCAUGGCAGAGGAGAGGCGGGCAAGCCUGAGGGUGACACUUGGUGAUGCUGCUUCUGCUGAAGUGGAUCUGUGUCACGUGGUGGCAGCAGCGCAGUGGUUCUCAACCCAUCUGCACCGCGCCAUACCCAUCCUCAUCGUGUCGGACGAGCUGGCAGCGGCACGUGGCAGCAUUCCAUUGGGCGAGGUGCUGCAGGCUGUGCAGCGCAACGAGGUGGUGGUGAUGACAACAGAGGCAUUCUUUCAGACCUACUAUGGCCACUGCACCACAGUCACCACGCUCAUGGACUCCCUCCAUGAGCAUCAACCAUCCUCACUGCUUCAACUGCUGAUCAGGACUCUCCACCAACAUGCCUGUGCUCCUGUCCUCCUCCCUCCCCACCAGGCCACCCAGCAUGCCUUGCGCCUCUCGUCAUCCUUCAAAUCCACGUCUGGCGGCAGCAGGCUCGGUGGCAGCAGGUUCGGAAGCGGCAGGCUCGGCAGCGGGAAGCAGCGCAAGGAGGUGUUCACACCACACCUGUCAAGUGAGUCGAGUCGAGAGCCAAUUGACAUGGAGGAGGAGGAAUUGACUCGGUCUGCAAGGAAACUAGGCACAGCAGUGGCGGAGGGGGUGGCACUGGGGGCCAUCCGAGUGGGAGUGCUGCACAUCACAACCACCACAGUUCCGGUUUCCAUAUCUUUACAUCCCAUGCAUUCCUUCCAUCCCUCCACUCUCAGGCACAGCAGUGGCGGAGGGGGUGGCAGUGGGGGCUAUCCGAGUGGGAGUGCUGCACAUCACAACCACUGA